AUGGCCUUUCGCUCGAGCUUCUCUGAUUUAGAACAAACGUCAAAGUGUUUAACAGCGCACGAGCGGGAUCGCUUGGAUUCUGCGGACACCUGUGCGUGCCCGACAACUGCUGAGCUCAGUAAGGCAGUGUCAGUGUCCUUGGGUUUGGAUUCGGUGUCUUCUCCGCUCAACAACAUGAACCAGUGCUCCGGCGGCAGCGGCGCCUUUGCAGACUUCGACCCCACUGUGGAGAGUAGUUCCCGAGGAGCGCAGGAGUUGAGUGGGGCUCAUAUGGUGAGCUCAGGGGGCAUCCGUCUUCUACUUAAUGACGCUAAUCCGAGAGAAGACGACUUUGGAGAAGUGUGCCAUGACAUCCAGCAGGUGAGCUGCAUGGAUCUGCUCAAAUCAGGUGAAAUGGACAGCGCGCAAAGCGUGACGCGCGGCCCGGUGAUAUCCAGAUAUGUCUGCAAGCAAUCAAACUUGUUCGUGAGCCCCGUGGAAGAGCUGCCCGCGCCCUCUCAGGUGGACGAGCUCUCACCUUUAAAACCAUACUCUGCGUACUCUGCCAAUCCAAACCUAUACAGGGAUACGUCGGGUGUGUGGUGCGCGUACAGCAGCCGAUCCGAGCCAGAAAGAGGCGGAUCUGGCGGGCAUAAUUUGUUGUGUAAAUACUGUAAUUGUGGGCAAGCCUCUCAUGGAUCCAGGCAGGAAUGCCACUGUGCGUGGUACAGCAGCGGGGAGCAGGGUGGGAAAGGUGGCAUGCGAGCAGCGAUGGCACAGGGGUAUGGCCAAGUGGAAAGUUACCCAAGCGCAGUUCCUCAAGGGCAGGCCGCCACUCUGUCCGCUAUCAAGACCGAAUCUUCAGUCUGGGUGGAAUGCACGGAUCGCACGUUCAGGCAUGAGGAUUUGUUUCCAGGUGUGUAUCUGUCUGACAGGAGAGUGUGUCAGGUGUGCGGCGACGAUGCCUCGGGUUGCCACUACGGAGCCGUAACCUGCGGCAGCUGCAAAGUAUUCUUCAAAAGGGCUGCUGCAGGUAAGCAGAACCACCUGUGUGCCAGCCGUAACGACUGCACCAUCGACAAGCUGAGGAGGAAAAACUGCGCCUCGUGCCGCCUGAAGAGAUGCUUCAUGUCGGGAAUGAGCCUUAAAGGUCGCAGGCUGAAGGGAGCUGGACAGUCAAGGAACGGAGAGGAGGAGCAACCUCUGGGUCCCUGGGGGCCCGUUGAACAAGGAGAAAGGCCUGGGAGGAGAGAUGUAAUCUUGGAGCCUGGAAGUGCAGCUGCCAGGGCUCAAAGAGAAUCCCAUGCCAUGGCUCUCGGCGUCCCCACGCCCCUGCGCUCCUGCCUCUCCCUGCUCAGCAUCUUGCAGGCCAUUGAGCCAGCUGUGGUCAAUGCCGGGCACGACCACGCGCAGCCAGACAGCCCCGCGUCCUUGCUCACCAGCCUCAAUGAGCUUGGGGAAAGACAACUGGUAACCGUGGUGCGUUGGGCCAAGGCCAUUCCAGGUUUCCGUGACCUGCACGUGGAUGAUCAGAUGACAGUGAUCCAGUUGUCAUGGAUGGGGGUGAUGGUGUUCGCCUUGGGCUGGAGGUCCUACACACUCACUAACAGCUCCUUGCUCUACUUUGCUCCAGAUCUGGUCUUCAAUGACCAACGGAUGCAAGUGUCCAGUAUGUAUGAACACUGUGUGAGAAUGAAGCUGCUCUCCCAAAGGUUCUGCAUGCUGAAGGUCACUCAGGAGGAGUUCCUCUGCAUGAAGGCCCUGGUCCUCUUCAGCAUCAUGCCAGUGGAGGGCCUGAAGAACCAGCGUUGUUUUGAUGAACUGCGGACCUCCUACAUCAAGGAGCUGGACCGCUUGGCCAGCCACCACGGAGAGACCACCCGUACACAGAGAGUGUUUCAGCUCACACAGCUGCUGGACUACCUCCAGUCGAUUGUGAGGAAGUUACACCAGUUCACCUAUGAUCUGUUCGUCCAAGCUCAGUCCCUCCAGACACGUGUCAACUUCCCAGAGAUGAUCUCGGAGAUUGUGAGUGUCCAUGUGCCCAAGAUCCUCUCAGGCAUGGUCAAACCCAUCCUUUUCCACGAUACAGCCUAGAGAGGAGCCUCUUUGAUUGUCCUAUAUGGCACUUGAGCUCCGGGCAUCCAGUCCCAGACCAUUUCUGGUAAAGCUGAAGCAGCAAAAUUGGGUUUAUGAUUUCAUGAGGUGAAAUAAGCCCCUUUUUACCUACAAGGUGAGAGUGAGGUUAUGAAGGGCAUACAGCACAUUCUUCCAAUCUAAUUGCAUCUACUCUGUUCUUCUUACUGCCUGUUAUCUGUAUCACACACAACAAAUGUUUCUGGAGCUGAUUUAAAACACUUUUUAGCAUGCAUUCCUCCACACAAACUCAUGAAAAGCUAACCACCUGGCAUGUAGACUUCUUCAUAUUUACAGCCAACAGCGGGCAAUAUUUCAUUUUCGGGAGGUGAGACAGUUCACGUUUGCAGAGUUCACAUCACCAUAGCUUGUCUGUGUGCAGUGGUAUGACAUUUGGCUUUUUUAACAAUGACUCUUAUUGUGCGCGCCUGGGAUGAACACAGUUGAUUGACAGUUAAUAAACGGUUGUGGCAUGCAUGCUAAGAAGCAAAGCUGUCUCGCCUGAAUUUAAAAACAUUUCCGACAGCCGUUCUCAUCCAUAGAAAUAAUAGUCGACUAAUGGUUUUAGGUGUCGACAAAACAAAUACAGUUUUAAACCGCAAGCGACUGCAUCAGUGCAAAUUUCAAAUGUAUAUUUAUGAAUCUGUGAUAUCAAAAGGUCACACCGGAGAAAAUAACUGGACAGAAUGCUCAGGGUGACUUUUUUUUUUUUUUUUUUUUUAAGUUUGCUUGUUUUUGAAUGUCAAAAUGUUAUUCCAGUACAAUUUUUUCCAGAGUGGACAUUUCAUACUGUUGUAACUUUUCUACUGUUUCUCAAAAAGUGUUCUUUGCAAGUGCUUUGUAGUGUGUCAUCAUGUAUUCAUUGUAGCUUCUGACAUUUUUGCUAAACGUUAAAGGUCCAGCCAAGAAUCCGCCCAUUUGUUGCAGCACUUACAGCUUAACAUGUAAUAAAGAUCUCAAGCAUGA
Molecule: messenger RNA, 3081 nt
Organism: Epinephelus lanceolatus (giant grouper)
Lineage: Eukaryota; Metazoa; Chordata; Actinopteri; Perciformes; Serranidae
Product: progesterone receptor-like
Biological process (GO): regulation of DNA-templated transcription
Molecular function (GO): zinc ion binding; sequence-specific DNA binding; DNA-binding transcription factor activity
Source: RefSeq, a predicted model, not a curated record